Messenger RNA from Jaminaea rosea, 2347 nucleotides. RefSeq names its product MFS general substrate transporter. Gene Ontology annotation, cellular component: membrane. The transcript has 3 exons. The annotation marks the transcript as partial. The record is from RefSeq and is a predicted model, not a curated record. NCBI's taxonomy places the organism in Eukaryota, Fungi, Basidiomycota, Exobasidiomycetes, Microstromatales. Gene Ontology annotation, molecular function: transmembrane transporter activity. Gene Ontology annotation, biological process: transmembrane transport.
GGCCAAUCUUAACAUCUUACAUACCGCCGUUCACUUUGCGACCUCAAAUGGCCAGCAGCUAUCAAGGGCCGAAGGACGAGGGCAACGCUUGAUUCAUUGGUUGACGCACUCAACUCACGACAUCGAUUCAGUCAACCACCUCUGCCUGGCUUCAGGAACAGCUACCCCGUUGUACUCCUCGCAUCUAUUACUCCUACCUCACCCUCCCUUAUCACGGCAUCUACGCAGCAUGACAGCCUCCACCUCAACAGCUGCUGCAUCGUCUUCGUCACCAUCCUCGGCAGUACCAUCUCACCUACGUCCACCAGCCAUGCGCCGCAGCGCCUCGUCCUCGAGCGGCCGGUCCAACAGCAGCGGCACGCCGUUGGUUCACCCGCCGCCACCGGGGCGCGUAGAAGCCGGCCCCUUGGCAAUCGACUCGGGCGACCCGGUCAUGGGGGACAUCCUCUACCGGCUUGAUGACGAGCAGCGAGCUCCACCAAAGACGGCGAAUGACAGUGCGGCAGAUGUAGAAUCACAGCCAGCGCAGGGUUCAAGUGGUGCCACACCUCCCGUGGACCCAAUGCACGAUCACUUGGCCUGGCUCCAAGAUCGACCUUGGUAUCGUCGGCCCAGUCCCCUCUGGCUCAUCCCUCUUACCACUCUUUUAGCCGUCGGAGGUGGGACAAUCAUGUCGGCCAAAGUGCAGCUCUUCAAUCAAAUAGUCUGCGAAGAGUUGGCAAGGGACGCCUCUCACAAUCUACCAAUGCCCACGGACGGAGCUGGGAUCCUUCGUUUUCCUCAUGAGCGUCCGCCCGUUUCAUCGGCGUGCCUCAAAAAUCCGGAUGUAGCGGCAGCAUCUGCCGAUCUGCAGAUGAAAAUCACCAUCACCAUGGGUAUUCUCAGCGCUAUCACCACGGGAUGGUGGGGUGGCCUCUCUGACCGUAGGGGCAGGACUAAAGUCCUCGCUGCGGCCGUGACAGGACUCUUGACUGCAGAUCUCUCCUAUCUAGCCGUCGGUCUGCUUCCAGUGGCCAGCCUGCCAUUUGGCACCCACUUCAUGAUCAUCUCCUCCGUCAUCGAGGGCCUACUAGGCGGCAUCGCCACCAUCAUUGCCGGUCAUCAGGGCUUCAUCUCCGACGUCACACCAGCCGGCACUCGCGCAAAGGUCUUUGCUCAGCUGUCAGGCUGUUUCUACCUCGGUCUGACAGUCGGCCCCGCUCUGGGAGGUUGGAUGGCCAAAGUAACGGACAGCUUGAUGUCCACCUUCGUCUUCGCCACUUCGACGCAUACACUCUACAUUCUUCUCAUCCUAUUCGUCAUCCCUGAGAGCGUGAGCCCGGAGCGUAAGCGAUCAGCCAUGGCCGAAUUCAACCGUCGCAACGCCCCAACCGAAGGAGGGGACAGCGUUAAGAUGCAAGUGCGACGUCGCCUCCUCACUCCUCUGCAGCCGCUAGCUAUGCUCCUUCCCCGUCAAGUCGAUGAGGUAGAGCGACUUCAGUCCCGCCCUGCCACGCCGAUGCCCUCGCUCUCAUCUCACAUCUCCGUCUCCCACAUCUCGCGAAAACGCAAGCGAGACUGGAACCUCACUUGGCUCUCCAUAUCCUACUUCCUCGCCAUGUCCUGCAUGGGUCUCAUGACUGUCAAGACCAUCUAUGCGCAGGAAGUCUUUGGAUGGGACGCUACUACCCUCGGGCUCUUCCUGACGGGGAUCAGCGUGGCAAGGGUGGUAUCGCUUACGCUGGUGCUGCCAGUGAUCAUAAAGGUGCUGCACAGGCCGCCAAAGAGAGUGGCCUUGCCGCAAGACUCGGCGGAUGAGCGAACAGGCCUAUUACUGGAUGACGAAGGACGAACUGCUGCCAGGAGUCAAAGCACGAGGAAGAGCUAUGGCGCCACUUCGCCCCACGCCACAGUCGAAGAGCUUUGGACACUUCGAGCGAAGCAUCUCCGUCUCCUGCACGACAGCCACUUCGACCUGAAGCUCACGCGCGCCUCCUUUCUCAUCGACUCUGUAGCAUACGCAACGCUCUGCUUCUGGCGCACACCCACCGGCUUCAUCUUUGGCUCCCUCUUUGUCUCCCUUGGAGCCGCCUCUUCCGCAUCUAUGGCCUCUCUCGCCUUGGCCCUCCUACAGCGACCGGACGAAGCGGGCCGGCUCUUUGGGGCUUGGAGUAUCGUGAGCGCCAUUGGUAGUACCGUGUUGGGCCCGCUCUUCUUCACCUGGGUCUUCAAGACUUGGGCCCAUACUGCGCCUUGGGCCAUCUUCUACGCAGGGGAGGGGGUGCUACUCGCAGCGCUGGCUUGUACGCUGUUCAUUCGUGUGAGGAAGAUCAAGAGCUUGCCGGGGCUGCCGCCUAGACCUAGGGCU